Fusarium poae is the source of this 1116-nucleotide messenger RNA. RefSeq lists its product as uncharacterized. The transcript has 3 exons. NCBI's taxonomy places the organism in Eukaryota, Fungi, Ascomycota, Sordariomycetes, Hypocreales, Nectriaceae. Bases 1 to 1116 code for a protein of 371 amino acids. Gene Ontology annotation, molecular function: ferric iron binding; oxidoreductase activity, acting on single donors with incorporation of molecular oxygen, incorporation of two atoms of oxygen. The record is from RefSeq and is a predicted model, not a curated record.
AUGCGUCUUCACAGCUCCGUCCUCUUAGCAUUGGCCACCUUGGCCGUAGCUCACCCUGGUGAAGACCAUCACGAUGAGCUUCACCAGCGUCGUGCAUUUGAAGCCAGUGCUGAGCGACUGUCUCUGCGUCACUGUGCUGAGAAGCUAAAGGCUCGAGGUGUGACUGACCGUAACAUCAAGCGUCGGUCCACCUUGAUCCAGGAGCAUCGCCAGAAGCGUGGUAUCAAGAAGCGGGAUCUUGAGGACGUGCUCAACACGGACCACAACAAGACCGACCUCGGUUACACGCCCAACACUCCGCCCGAAACUCUCUUUGCCGGGCAGAACUCGUGCGUUCUGACCCCCGAGGUUACUAUUGGUCCUUACUACGUCAGUGGUGAGACUAUUCGUCGCAACCUCAAGGAGGACCAGGAGGGUGUUGACCUCAUCCUUGACUACCAAAUUAUCAACGUGGAAACCUGUGAACCUGUGCCAGAACUCUAUCUUGAUAUUUGGCAUUGUAACGCAACCGGUGUUUAUGCUGGUGUGAAUAACGCGGGCAACGGCAACACCGACGACAAGACCAACAUCAACAGCACCUUUGGCCGUGGUAUCCAGCAAACCGAUGAAGAUGGUGUUGCCCAGUUUGAGACACUCUUCCCAGGCCACUACACUGGUCGCACUAUCCACAUCCACCUCUUGGCUCACGCAAACGCUACUUUGUUCGAGAAUAAGACCCUCGGAAACGACAUCUACAGCAGCCAUAUCGGCCAGACCUAUUUUGACCAAGACUUGAUCCACGAGGUUGAGAGGCUUGCCCCAUACAACACCAACACACAGGAGCUGAUGACCAACGCUAACGACGGAAUUCUUGCUGAUGCUGCCAACCAGGACUAUGAUCCGGUUGUCGAGUGGACUCUCCUUGGUGACACCGUUGCUGAGGGCGUCUUCGGCUGGCUAGCUUAUGGCGUCAAUAUCACUGUUACUAACAAGGUUACACCUGCUGUGUUCAGAUAUGAGGAUGGUGGACAUACCAACCCAGAUUUUAGUAUGGGAGGUCCUGGUGGUCCUGGUGGUCCUGGUGGUCCUGGCGGUCCCCCACGUGAUGCAGACGACGCUGCAGAUAACGACGCUUAA